AUGUCUGACGAAAGCAUUUGGCAACUUAUCGGUGGAAAAAGUAAUUUCUGUGCUUUCAAGUUGCCCACCGACACACAAACACUUUGCAAGCAUGAGAACAAUGUCACAGGCAUUUGCGAACAAUCAAGUUGUCCGUUGUCGAACAGUAAAUACGCAACGGUCAGAGAAAUAGACGGCCGUCUAUAUUUAUUUGUAAAAGAGCCGGAACGUGUAAAUCUGCCUGUCCAGGCGUACGAAAAAAUACUUUUGAAUGCUGAGUAUGACGUGGCACUGAAGGAGAUCGAUGAGAUUCUUAAAUACUGGGAUUCGUGGGUAAUACAUAAGUGCAAGCAGAGAUUGGGGAAGUUAACGCAGUAUCUUAUAAGGAGACAUGAGCUGAUGGAGGAAAAGGACAGAAUACGAUAUGUGGCUAGAAGAAAGAAAGCACUAAGAAUUGAAAGGGGAAGAGGUGUAAAGAGCAUAUUGAGAAUGGACAUUGAGAAGGAAGUGAAAGAGGAGCUGUUGUUGAGGUUGGAAGAGGGAUUGUAUGGUGAUGAGCUGAAAUAUGAGUUGGAAAAGGAAUCAGAACAAGAGAAUGUCAGAAAGAGACAAAGAAUUUUUAUUGCUGAGUUCGAAGAAAGCGAUGAUUACUGCGAUAACAAGGCUGUCAAGAGCAAGAGCAAAGAGAAGAUCAAGCUUAGAUGGUGAAAAUGAACGUUAAAGAUAGAAUGAUAAAUAAAUUAUUCCGAAUUUUGCUGUGUCCAAACAUUUCAAUUUGUACAACGAACCAUAACCUUUAAUACGCGUUGUUUAAAAGUCCUAGGAAGAAUAUUCAUUGUUACUCAAG
Molecule: messenger RNA, 826 nt
Organism: Vavraia culicis subsp. floridensis
Lineage: Eukaryota; Fungi; Microsporidia; Pleistophoridae
Exons: 1
Coding region: 1-687 (228 amino acids)
Biological process (GO): maturation of LSU-rRNA; maturation of 5.8S rRNA
Cellular component (GO): nucleolus; preribosome, large subunit precursor
Source: RefSeq, a predicted model, not a curated record